CAUGCGCCCAGCCACACGCUCGCUCGCUCACUCACUCACUCGCAAUCAGGCAUCAUGGCGGACGUACUGGAUCUACAUGAAGCGGGAGGUGAAGACUUUCCUAUGGACGAGGAUGGUGACGAGAGCAUUCACAAGUUGAAAGAGAAAGCCAAGAAAAGGAAAGGUCGCGGGUUCGGGUCUGAGGAGGGAGCGAGGUCUAGAGUCAGAGAGGACUACGACACAGUCGAACAGGAUGGAGAUGAGCCUGGGCCUCAGAGAUCCGUUGAAGGAUGGAUUCUUUUUGUGACUGGUGUGCAUGAGGAGGCGACGGAAGAGGACGUCCACGAUAAGUUUGCAGAAUACGGAGAGAUUAAAAACCUGCAUUUAAAUUUGGACAGGAGAACCGGUUACCUUAAGGGCUAUGCGCUGGUGGAGUACGAGACCUAUAAAGAAGCCCAGGCAGCGAUGGAAGGGCUGAAUGGCCAGGAACUGAUGGGGCAACCUAUCAGCGUUGACUGGUGCUUUGUAAGAGGACCUCCUAAGAGCAAGAGGAGGGGCGGGAGAAGACGCAGCAGGAGCCCUGACAGGCGGCGACGUUGAUUUUUCCCCAGUUCAUGACUCCAGUGUCUGUUUCCCAGCCAGGCGGCAUUGUUUUUCAAGACAGUUUGGAGUCAGAUUGGAGUGUCUGUGUGUGUAUCUCUUUAAAUUGACGAUUUUAGUGCUUUUGAGAGGGGGUGUCUUAAUUGUUAGUUAUUUGCAACUGUCUGAAGGUCUUUUGUUAAAGAAUGGCAGAUGCUGCCGAAGCAUACAUGUUGAAGCUGACGGUGUUUACACUGCAGAUUUAUGUACCUUUUUUUUUUUUUUUUUUGUACAAAGUGGCAGUACACUUAAAUGCCAUGUAAUUCAUACGUUGAAACCUGUUAUGAGUAGUGAUUUGUAUAUUUCCAAUAAAUUAAUUUGGUUUGA
Messenger RNA from Puntigrus tetrazona (Sumatra barb), 945 nucleotides. It is a transcript of the gene rbm8a, whose product is annotated as RNA binding motif protein 8A. Lineage: Eukaryota; Metazoa; Chordata; Actinopteri; Cypriniformes; Cyprinidae. Gene Ontology annotation, biological process: RNA splicing. The transcript has 6 exons. Gene Ontology annotation, molecular function: mRNA binding. The record is from RefSeq and is a predicted model, not a curated record. The coding region runs from base 55 to 579 and encodes 174 amino acids. Gene Ontology annotation, cellular component: nucleus; cytoplasm; exon-exon junction complex.